This is a messenger RNA of Camelina sativa (false flax), 1410 nucleotides long. RefSeq names its product putative 3-hydroxyisobutyrate dehydrogenase, mitochondrial. Lineage: Eukaryota; Viridiplantae; Streptophyta; Magnoliopsida; Brassicales; Brassicaceae. Gene Ontology annotation, biological process: L-valine catabolic process. Gene Ontology annotation, molecular function: NADP binding; NAD binding; 3-hydroxyisobutyrate dehydrogenase activity. The record is from RefSeq and is a predicted model, not a curated record.
UUUUACACAGAUAUAUAGAGAGGGAGAGACGAGAGAGGACUUGCGUCUGAGACUCACUCACUCUCCUUUUGCUUAUUUUGCUAAACACAGCAAUCUUAAAAAGUUUCAUCAAUGGCUGCGAUUCGCAGAGCGCAGUCUCUACUUAGUCUCACCAAAUUCAAAACCAAUUUCGUGUCUGCGUCUUAUCUAAGUCUCCGCCGAUUCUCUUCGUCGUCUCAGAAUUCAAAACAAUUCCAGAAUGUUGGUUUCAUAGGGCUUGGAAAUAUGGGUUCUAGGAUGGUGAAUAAUCUAGUUAAAGCUGGAUAUAACGUUACCGUUCAUGACAUAAAUCGUGAUGUUAUGAAGAUGUUUGCUCAAUUAGGAGUCUCUGCUAGAGACACUCCUUAUGAAGUUGCACAAGAUAGCCAAGUUGUGAUUACCAUGCUACCUUCAUCAUCUCACGUGAUGGAUGUGUACACAGGAAGAAAUGGGUUGCUUCGUGGAGAAAAUGCAAUAAGACCUGCUUUGUUUAUAGAUUCAUCUACUAUUGAUCCACAAACAACUCGAAAAAUCUCGUUUGCUGUUUCUAAUUGUAAUUUGAAAGAAAAGAGAGACAACUGGGAAAAGCCAGUCAUGUUGGAUGCUCCUGUCUCUGGAGGUGUACUUGCUGCAGAAGCUAGUACGCUCACUUUCAUGGUUGGAGGCCCCGAAGAUGCUUACUUAGCUGCUAGACCAAUUCUUCAGUCAAUGGGUAGAACUUCCAUCUACUGUGGUGGUUCAGGAAAUGGAUCUGCUGCAAAGAUUUGUAACAAUUUGGCGAUGGCUGUUAGUAUGCUCGGCACUUCAGAAGCCUUAGCUCUUGGUCAGUCUCUUGGAAUAUCUGCCAGCACUUUAACAGAAGUGUUAAACACAUCUAGUGGCCGAUGUUGGAGUAGCGACGCAUAUAAUCCAGUUCCAGGAGUGAUGAAAGGUGUGCCCUCUUCAAGAGAUUACAAUGGCGGUUUCGCAUCCAAACUUAUGGCUAAAGACCUAAACCUCGCAGCAGCAUCAGCUGAAGAAGUUGGACACAAAAGCCCAUUGAUAUCCAAAGCACAAGAGAUUUACAAGAAGAUGUGCGAGGAAGGGCAUGAAAGAAAGGACUUCUCUUGUGUCUUCCGACACUUUUACAAUGGCAAAGAUGAAGUCUGAGGCCAACUUUACAAUGACCCUGUAAAAAUAAUCAGUUUCUUCGUGAACAUCUUUAGUUUGGACAUUACUCUUAGUGCAGAAUAAAGCAUGAAAGCACUCUAUAGAGGAUUAAACAAAGUUAAUGCAAAGUCAAAAGUCACCGUUGGUAAUUACAUCUUUUGUUUGUUAACAGCGUUACUCGCUAAACCGAUCCACAAAUAUAUCAGUUUCCUUAUAUGUAUUCGUAAUCUAUUUGAUAUACAA